AUGUCUUCUCAAGCAAUCCCCGGCGAAAUUACACCCCCAAGCGGUCCCUUCUGGGCCUCUCUCGACCCAACCGUCGCCAGCACCGUCGCUGCAGUCCUCACCCCGCAAGAACUCGACAACCUGAAGCUUGACCCCUCCGCCUCCAACAGCACCAAGCUCAACGCUCUCGAAACCGCUCUCGCCGCCAAGCUCUCCAACGCCGAAACCAGCAGCAAGCCCUCCACUCUACACAGCACGGAUUACAACACCUGGAAGGCGCUCAAGAGCAGCCUGUUCCACGUGCACAAGGGUCUCGGCAACAUCGACGAACAAGAGAAGAUCCUCCUUGAGCUGGUCAACAAUCCCGGCCCGGGCCCUCUUGGCCGAGACCUUGCGGCCCUUCACAAUCUGUCGGCGCUCUACGAGGAAACGGGGCAGUACAAAGAAGCUGAAUCGAAUGCGCGUAAAGCGUUAACGGAUAUCCAGGCUCAUUCGCGUCUGGGAAAGGAUACCCCUCAGGCGUUGGGAAGCUUGAGGGUUCUGAUCAAGGCGUUGUGGAAGCAGGGGAAGGUCGUCGAGGCUAAAGAGUAUGUUGGCCAGGCCCAGGCUAGCAUCAGCAAUCUGGCUGGGACUCCGUUUGCGAAGUUCCAACAGGAGGAAACGGAUGCGCUGGGGAAGAUCGUUGCCGAGUUGAACUGA
Molecule: messenger RNA, 678 nt
Organism: Aspergillus mulundensis
Lineage: Eukaryota; Fungi; Ascomycota; Eurotiomycetes; Eurotiales; Aspergillaceae
Product: Tetratricopeptide repeat
Exons: 1
Coding region: 1-678 (225 amino acids)
Molecular function (GO): protein binding
Source: RefSeq, a predicted model, not a curated record